GCCGCAUUGAUGCUGGCUGAAGCUGCGUGUGACUGGGGUGCACCACCACGUGCCCCACCACGUCCUCGACCUCGGGCCGAGAAGAAAUUGUUCAGCUCAGGCCGACGAGCCCGGCUGAUGUCGAGGAUUUGCUUGACCUCAGUGGCGCGCUUCUCAGCUGCUUGUCACGUGGUGAAGGUUUCAAGCUCGAUCUUCCGGUACACGCGGGAGGGGAUGCCACUCAGGUACUUGUCGCGUAGUUCCAGGUCCCCAUACCCGGAACGGUCCGCCGGACCCUUGAACAGCGCGGAGAAUUCCGCGGCACUCUACUUGUGCCGCUGCCUCGUCGUCGAGAUUUCCGAAGCGGGCCCUGAAGGCGGCGGCAAAGGCCGCUUCGUUUGCGAACGGGGUCGUAGCCCCUUGCACACCCACCUGCACCGAUGCGAGCUGGGCAAAGUAGGGAGUGGCCCACGCGCGGGCAUCUCCAUCGAGCAGGCUGAGUGCGACCUGCACCUUAAGCUCGACGGUGGUCAACGACGUGUUGACCAGCCAUCUCCUUGUCGGGGGCGGCUGCAGGGGACGACAUUAUCGGCGUCGGGGGGGACGGAGGACGCUGCGGGGGCGGAGGCGGCUGUGGUGGCCCUCCGCUGGUCGAACUUUGAGAGGAGCGAGUGCUCGAGCGGCCUCUCGGUGGAGUCGGCGGUGAAGGCGCCGAAGGAAGUUCGGUGGGGGGGUCACGUACGUCAGGGACUGCUGACGCGGGGGCGAGCGCUGUCGGCGAGGCGGACCCAGUAG
Messenger RNA from Postia placenta MAD-698-R-SB12, 774 nucleotides. RefSeq lists its product as hypothetical. Lineage: Eukaryota; Fungi; Basidiomycota; Agaricomycetes; Polyporales; Adustoporiaceae. The transcript is spliced from 3 exons. The record is from RefSeq and is a predicted model, not a curated record. The annotation marks the transcript as partial.